Molecule: messenger RNA, 2478 nt
Organism: Asparagus officinalis (garden asparagus)
Lineage: Eukaryota; Viridiplantae; Streptophyta; Magnoliopsida; Asparagales; Asparagaceae
Product: DEAD-box ATP-dependent RNA helicase 6-like
Exons: 10
Coding region: 163-1641 (492 amino acids)
Biological process (GO): P-body assembly; cytoplasmic stress granule assembly
Cellular component (GO): cytoplasmic stress granule; P-body
Molecular function (GO): mRNA binding; ATP binding; RNA helicase activity
Source: RefSeq, a predicted model, not a curated record
UCGCAUUUUCACCCUAAAAAAACCCGAAACAUUUCAUUAAAAAAAAUUCAAGCAGUUUGCGAUCUCCAAUUACUGAGAACUUCGUCUAGGGCUUUCAAAUUUCCAUUCGAUUCAUCGUCGUCGUCGUCAAAUCUGCAGCUUCUGAGGUCUCCUUGAGAUCGGAUGAAUCAGAGAGGGAGAUACCCUCCUGGAAUCGGGAACGGGCGAGGGGCCGAUGGACCCCCAAACCCUAGCCCGAACCCUAACCCUAAUUACUAUGGCCGAAACCCUAAUCAGCAGCAUCAACUGCAGCAGCAGUUCUCUCAGAGGGGAAAUCAGAUGCAGAGUCCGCAACAAUUUCAGCAGCAGUGGUUGAGGAGGAAUCAGAUCGGAGGCGAUGCUGGAUCCAGUGAGGUUUCAAAGCCUAGACAAUCACAAGCUAUUGAUUCUAGCUCCCCGGAUUGGAAGGCACAGUUAAAGAUACCACCACGUGAUACUCGUUACAAAACAGAGGAUGUAACGGCUUCUAAAGGAAAUGAGUUUGAAGACUAUUUUCUUAAGCGGGAGCUGCUUAUGGGAAUAUAUGAGAAGGGUUUUGAAAGUCCUUCUCCUAUUCAGGAAGAGAGCAUCCCAAUCGCUCUGACCGGAAGUGACAUUCUUGCUAGAGCUAAAAAUGGAACUGGAAAGACAGCUGCUUUUUGUAUUCCUGCACUAGAAAAGAUCGAUCAAGAUAACAAUGUUAUUCAAGUUGUUAUACUAGUUCCUACACGAGAAUUGGCUCUUCAGACGUCACAAGUCUGCAAGGAACUCAGUAAGCAUUUGCAGAUUCAAGUUAUGGUCACCACCGGAGGAACUAGCUUGAAAGAUGAUAUCAUGAGAUUGUAUCAACCUGUCCAUUUGCUUGUUGGCACACCGGGUCGGAUUCUUGAUCUUGCAAAGAAAGGUGUUUGCGUCUUGAAGGAUUGUUCAAUGCUUAUUAUGGACGAGGCAGACAAGCUUCUAUCUCCUGAAUUUCUACCUUCAGUAGAGCAGCUUAUUCGUUUUCUUCCUGCAAAUCGACAGAUUUUGUUGUUUUCUGCAACUUUUCCUGUAACCGUGAAGGAUUUCAAAGACAGAUACCUGCCUAAACCAUAUAUAAUUAAUCUUAUGGAUGAACUGACCCUAAAGGGAAUCACUCAGUAUUAUGCAUUUGUAGAAGAAAGGCAGAAAGUCCACUGCCUAAACACCCUUUUCUCAAAGCUUCAAAUCAACCAAUCUAUUAUAUUUUGCAAUUCUGUCAACCGGGUUGAAUUAUUGGCCAAGAAGAUCACUGAACUUGGCUAUUCUUGCUUCUAUAUUCAUGCUAAGAUGUUGCAAGAUCAUCGGAAUCGAGUGUUCCAUGACUUUCGUAAUGGUGCAUGCAGAAAUCUUGUUUGCACAGAUUUGUUUACAAGGGGUAUUGAUAUUCAAGCAGUUAAUGUUGUCAUCAACUUUGACUUCCCCAAGAACUCAGAGACAUAUCUACACAGGGUUGGACGUUCAGGAAGGUUUGGUCACCUUGGUUUAGCAGUGAAUUUGAUCACCUAUGAGGACCGUUUCAACUUAUACAGGAUUGAACAAGAACUGGGUACUGAAAUAAAGCAGAUUCCUGCUCAGAUAGAUCAGGCUAUUUACUGCAGAUGAUCUCAGGCUACAAUUUCCAUAUCUUCAGAAUUGGUGAAAAGAUCGCCUGUAAAUACUAGCUUAACGAGGCUAAUGGGUUGCAUUCUCCAUAAUGUCAAAUUGUAGCUGAAGGAGAAUGCUGAGAGUCAUUAUGUUCAGUUCUUUCCAAUGGGUUCUUUAUGCUCAUUACGCCAAUUGUGGUAGUUGGUUCGAGACAUUCUGGUACUUGCAUAUUUCUUAUCUUCAGAGAGAUGCUUUUAGAACUAACAAAUUGUCCGUUCAUCCUUUAGGUGGACUGUUUCUCAAGUUAGUUUGCUUUUAAUCAGGUAUCCAUAUUUGUUGUAUUGCAAUGUUAAGCGAGAGGCCUUGUCUUUAUGUUGUUUCUAUGCUCGGACAUUUGAGCCUUUAGAGUUCUCUUCCGGAAAAACAAAAAGCCAAAAAAAAAAAAAAAAAAAAAAAAAAAAAAAAAAAAAAAAAAAAAAAAAAAAAAAAAAAAAAAAAAAAAAAAAACAAAAAAACAAAAAAAAGAGAAAAAAAGAAAAAAGAAAAAAAAGAGGGGGAAAAAGAGGAAAAGAAAAAAGUGGGAAAAACCAUGUAGUUGAAUCUUAGUUUUUUGUUAGUCUGGCUGGUGUGAGGAUGAUGCUAUUAGAUGUCAAUAUGUCAUUCAUGUGGAAUCUUUUAAUUUUAUUUUUUUAUCCCUUACUUAUUUUCUAGUGGAUACUGCUUGACUAGUUUUUCUAGAUCAGUGUGGAACUAUGUUUGUAACUUCGGAUAGCUUUAUCUUGCUACUGUAGCAAAUUACUGUACAUCAAUUGACAAGCAAGUUGGUUACCGCGAAGUUUGAAGCCUUUCCUGUGU